AUGGCAUAUAGGAAGGUGUGUGACGCGCAGGGCGGUCCACUUGUUGGUGAGGUUCUCCACUGCUCUGGAGAUCUGGACCUUGACUGGGAUCUUGACAAGGAAGAGGAGCUACAGGAAUCAGGACCGAGCAUGGACCGCAUGCAGAUGCAACAUGUGGACUGCCAGAGAUCUGGAUGUUCAGACCCUGGCCCGGACCCUGACCCUGAACUGAUGGAACCGAUUCAGCCAUCGGUCUCAGUUUCACCACAUGGGCGAUUUGAACGACUCCAGGAAGAUCCCAACUACAUCUCCCACUUCACCAGGGCUCCUGGCCAUAAAGGCCAAAGGCGACUCCACUGUUUCCUCCUCAGAUACUUCCUGGCAGGCGUUGGGCUUUUUGUCCUGGGUAUCUUGAUUGGCUGGUUCAGUCACACAUCUAGAGUCAAACCACCGAUCCCUCCACUCGACAGCUCCGACCUGCUGGAGGAGCUGCUGAGAGGGAUCACAGCUGACAAGAUAGAUGCCCUUCAAAGGUCUUUCUCCACCUUGUCAGAUGACAGUGAGGAAUCCAGAGCCAGAUACCUCUACAGGCAGUGGGUGGGACUUGGUUUGACUGAUGUCCACCUCUCCAAUCAUACAGUUCUGCUCAGCCUGCCUGGUUCCACACCCAACACCAUCACCGACAGGUCUAGUCACCAGUGUUUCCUGCCAAACGGGCUCCCCUGUGACCAGCGUGGACCAAAUGACAUACCGAAGCAGCAGUUCUCCUACGCCGCCUACUCCGCCGUGGGAAGUGUGCAGGGGGAGGUGGUGGAUGUCCAGUACGGCAGUGUGGAUGACCUUAGGAGAGCCAAAGACACCCUGAACCUCACCAACCAGAUUGCAGUGGUCAAGCUGGGCCAAGCGCCUUUACUAUACAAGCUUUCCCUGCUGUCUGAGUUGGGUUUUGGAGGUGCUCUCCUUUACAUUGACCCCUGUGACGCUCCCCCUGGACGACACACCUGGCGUCAAGCCUUUAGAGUCAAUCUAAACCCUGGAGGAAACCCCGCCACUGCUGGAUUGUCAAAAGAGGCUGGACGUGGUCUGACAUCUCUGUUGGUUCAACCCAUCUCUGCCCUCCUGGCCAAGACAUUAUUGGGAUCCUCACCCACAGGGCAGGGAGACUCCUGUCUUCCUCUGGCCAUGCCUCCCAACACAGAGCGGAAGAAGAUAACGCUGACUGUUGGAAACCAAUUGUCCUUCAAGAAGAUUUACAAUGUUGUGGGAUACCUGAAAGGAAGGAGGAAUCCAGAUCGCUACGUGCUGGUUGGCAGUCGCCAUGACAGCGACCAGGGGAGUGGGACUUCAGCCAUUAUGAAUCAGCUCAUUGCGGCGCUAACCGAGCAGACCAAGCGAGGAUGGGUGCCGGACCGUACCACUGUGUUUUGCUCGUGGGGAGGCUCAGCCCUGGGGAACAUUGGAUCCUAUGAGUGGGGAAAGGAUAACAGUGUUGUCCUACAGAGCAGUGCAGUGGCCUACGUCAGUCUGAACGCUCCAGUCAGGGGGACCGAGACCCUCCGAGCCACGGCCUCGCCGACGCUGCUGCAGCUCACUUCGGACAUACAGAGGAGGCAGUUGCUGAGUUGCAUUCGUGGCGGAAACUGCCCUGGACCCAAUGUCAGCUCGCUGCAGUUGCCUGGAGAUGUGAAUUUCUUUGCCAACCAACUGGCCGUGCCCACUAUGGAGUUCGCCUUUGAGCAGACUAAAGCAGAAGAGACCACCAGUUUUCUGUCAGAGGCACAGUUUUCUGCAGAGUCACCAGAAACCCUGGAUCCACUGUUCAAGUUCCACGAGACCAUUGCUAAGAUGACAGCAGAAGCCAUUCUCCGCCUGGUCAAUGAUCCCGUACUGCCUUUCUACCCUCUGGACAUUGCUCUGGAUGUUCAAAACAAACUGAAAGACAAGACUGCAGCGUCUUCGCCCCUGCUGUCCUCAGCCUCGUCUCUCAGAGACCACGCGGCUUUCUUCCAGUCCGAAAUAAUGCGGCCAGCGAAUGACCCGAAGGAGCGCGACCGCUCCCACGUGCGGAUGCUGAAUGAUGUACUCCGUGACCUGGAGAAGAGCUUCGUCAUCCCACAGACGCCGCCCGGAGUGUACAGGAAUCUGUUGUACAGCCUUCCGGGAAAGACAGCUCAGUUUUCCAUCCUCAAGUUCUCUCAGGAUGCUGUCCUGCACUGCAACACCACCAGCAAAGUCAUCAAAUACAACUCCGCAAACAAGGAAGUACUUUGCUACAGCACCAUGAACCAGUCCCUGUCUCUCAUCCUUAGGGCCAUCAGGUCAGCUGAGAGGCUAGUGUGUUUCGGUUUGGACCUGUUUGAAAAUUACCCAAGUGACGCGAAGAAAUGACUUGGAACCAACACAACUGCCACAGAUCAAGUUUACAAAGUUCAACCCAUUGGAAGCGUUAAAACACAACCGACCCUCAGAACAACCUCGUCCAAUCUGACUCUUGGCACAACAGUCCUGGAAAGCUUGAUAAUCGAAUCCCGGAGUGAGCAUUAACACUGCUUAACAGAAAAUACCUUUAAACUCACAUUUACCGUUUGAUUCAGCACCUCCCCUAUAACCAUUAUUGAAGGAUAACAACAUGCAGUCCACAGUAUUGAGAGAAAUUUCACACACUAAUCGCAUAAUUUUCAUAUCAAGGGAGGUAUAAAAAAAAAAAUGAAAAUAUAUUUGUGAAUUUGUGAUUAAUGAAUGUAUUGAAACUAAUUUGUUUCACACUAGCGUUUAAAUAUGCAAAUAAUAUGGUUACAGUAGGGUCAUUUAAAUUGCACUAAACUUUCUAACAGUGAAAGCUGAGAAGCACAGGAGGUUUUGAGGAAAAAAAAAAACCUUGUCCAUUUUGAAAUAAUUCCCAAUGAUUUGCAGUUAGAUUUACAAUACAUUCACAUUUGAAUUCAGUUUUUUUACGUGUAAGCAUGGUAGAGAAUGUUUGGGUACACAUUUAGAAAGUAGUGGAAAGUUCUUGGACGUUAACACUGUUUGUGGCAAUGUUGCCUACGUUGUUUUUAACUAUCAAUGAGGGCACUAGUUUCAGAAUGGCUAAAGUUCCUUGAGUGAGAUACAGGUUAAAAUAUGUAUGUAUGUUUUUUUUUCUUCAGAUAAAUAAUAAUAUUAUCUCACCUGUCAAAGGUAAAAUUUGAAUUCCUGGUAAAAGACAAGAGUCUUGCAAUAAGCCAUUGUACAACGAGCUGACCCAGCAUCACCCAUUAGCUCUUCAAAAAUCAUAGUAAGCCAUGAUAUGUUUCCAGAAUUUUAGACUUGCAGCACAUGAACUAAACUGGGAAGGCAGACCUUAGACUCGGUUAAAUCAAAAAAUCUUCGGACUCAACCUCCAAACCUCGGAGGUCGUAUGUUAUUCAAAAUACAGUAUGUCGCACUCAGCUCAUUAUUAUUGUGCUGGGUCCACCCCACAGAGCUAGCUUGGCCUGUUUUUAGGGACGUAUUGAUCGGCCAGUCGGAGUUCCAAUCUGAUCUUAAAUACAUAAAAUGUCCUCUCAUGCUUUUCUUCUGGAGUAGCACUGUCAGUACUGUCUAGAGUACCGUUAAUGUAGCAAGGACAAUGGAGCUCAUACCUUGGCUCCAGAAGCUCAGACAAAUGGUGAAAAGCUGUGUUCUCCACUCAGGCCAUCUAACAGCAUUUCUGCCCUCACAUUGUUUCUAGAAAACAUUUUCAAAUGUAGCCAUCAGAGCUUGUCGUUGUUCCAGUGCUGCAUUUGCCUGAGUAAACCCGGCGUAUUGUGUUUUCUUUUUUUUUAUUAUUAUUUUAUUCUUUAAAUUACUUCCACACAGGAGACAUUCUUAGCCACGUGCUAGCUUUGCUGCUAGCCGACCGCAGCUAAAACAAAAGAAGUGGCUGUCUUCUUCGUUUUUUUUUGGCAGCUUUGCUGCUAGCCAGCUGCCAUUGAAACAUAAGAGGGCUAAGACGCUUUGACGCUACAUGGGCACGGUUUUGUUUUAUGGCAAGAAAAGAUUAUAUAAUGUAAGGCUUGGUAAGCCAUUUUAAAAAUGCCUGGAUCUGCCCUGAUACUGUGAGUGGGACAUCCUCACUUGUUUAUUCUUGAAAGUUGAACCAGCUUCAGCCAACUUUAGUUGCUUUUAAGUCAAAGCAAUCAUGUAUGCUUCCCAAUGAGCACACAUGGAGUAAUGGGCAGGGGUGCAGCGUGCCUGGGGAUCAUCAGUGUUUGGAACUUCCACUUUAGCCUAAUUUUUCAGCUCUUGUGGUUACCACUUGGUUGGGACUUGCAGCAUAAUCAACAAAAAAGUACUAUUUCCAUGUUACCCGUCACUGCAGAGAUCCGGGUUCAGCGGUUGGUUAGCGGCGAUUGGAACCCCCAAACAACACCACAGUAACUGGCACUACGAGCGGAAGGGAGUUUGGUCGGGGGGUGUGUCCUUGCACUAGUUUAUCCUGCUGGUAAAGCUGGUACGACUCCUCAGGUAAAAGGGAGCAGUUGGCGACACCGUAUGCUUUGCAGGAGGCAUGGCACGAGCCAAGUAAAGAAGGCUGGCAGGGACAGACAUCAACGGUAGAAAUAUGGCAGAGAAGGGGGGUGUACAAAAGAAGGGAAGGCUAAAGGCAAACACACAUGGUGAAAAUGUGGAAUAAGGCCAUUGUUAAAGACAGAAGUCGUCAUUUAAAGCUUUUUAUUUGUCUGAAUCAGCCAGUCUUUGAAAACAGCCAUUCUGUUUGGACACUCAGAAACCCAGUCCUGUGUAGCAUUCAUAACUACCCCACAGAGGGGAAAAUGCAGAAAAAUGUGAACGCCUCAGUAAACUCAAGUGAAGUUUAACAGCAGACCGAGCUUCACCACACAUAGUAACGCCAGCUGGAUGCAUUUACAACGAUUAUGCCCUGUUUGACAAUUGCUUUCUAUCUCCAUUUGUCAUUCUCUCCCAUUUUCUCAAUGUCUGCUGCACACUGCAAACUCUUAAUGUGUUUUAAGUGGCAAGAGUUAGUGUUAUCUCUCUGCCCGCUCUUUAUUCUUCGCACAUCCUCUCCCUCAUUAAUGCCACCACCCAGCAAUCUCUGUCGUUCCGCCGCUCGUGACGAGAGAUUUAGGAGACUGAGGCUGAUGUACAGCCUCUGCCCAAGCUUGAAUGGAGACCUGAGUAAUAAAUACAUUUGUCGUGAAAUGGUAUGCAAAAACGAAAACACGGUUGUUGUGGGGAAGAGCUACAAUGUGUGUCAGCAGCACUGGCAAUCCUUUAAAGAUUACAAGAACUGGGAGAUUCAAGAUCAAUAUAUAAGUAAAUGCAGCUUCAGGUUUCUUGUUUUGUUUUUUUUUUUUGUUUUUUUGUAGUUAGGCAUGACGUUUCCUAGAGUAGAGUGUGUGAUAAAAGCAACGAGUAAAGCACUAUUUUGUAGUAUGAGAAGAUUUUGUACCUUAACUUAUUUGUAAUAGUUUGGAUGUAAUAGAGCUUUUUUUUUUUGUUUUUAGCAUGAUGGGAGGGAGGGAGGAAUUUGGAAGGGCUUAGAUUUUGCAGCUUGUUAUCUGCUAUUACAUUAGACAUUUGUAUAGUUCAAACACACACCAGUCUGAGAAAUGAAUUAGGAUCCGGUAAAGACGCCAAUAGCAUUGUCUACAAUUGCUUCUUUGUUUGCCACAGGUAAACUGUUUUCUCUUGUGUUUAGCACUGACACAACAAAUCAACUUCUGGUCUGAAAAGUGGCUGUGUUUUUGAAUUUAUUACAACGCAGAUUUGAUACGCAAAAUUUUGUAAGGAAAACUGAUUAUUUAUAUUUAAUUGUCUAAACGUUUUAAGCUAAUCUUUUCAGGGAUGAAAACAAUAACACGUCCAACGCUUUAAAUCACGUGCCUUUUAUCAAUAAAGACGCUUUAAUUUAUAUUCGCAAAUGUUAAAUAAUAUACCAAAAAAAAAAAAUCAAUAGGCAGUCGGUGGGAUCUGAUAAAUUACCCACCGCAUUCAGACUGCACGGGAAGCAAGUUUCAGUGGUGCUAGGAUGGUUUUUAUGUCAUGGGAAAUAGACGAUAACCAACUGUCUCUGUGCACAGUCUAUAUGUAGCAUCAGCUUAACUUGCUGUAGGUGCGUUCACUGAUUGUGGGAAAGAAGCAAAAACACUCAAUUUUUGUAAAUGCAUGAGUAAGUACAGAUGAUAAUAAGUUUGUUGCCCAAUCUGAAUGUACCUUUUUUCAUAAAAAAAAGAAAUGUUUGAAUAAGAUGCCACAUAAUCAGCUACUGUAGGUAAGACGGGACUCUGGAAUAAUAUUACCUUGUCAUUCAUAUUCAAGUUCAGUCAGUUUAGAAAUAAGUCUAGAUGUUGAAAGGAUAUGCAUUCUUUACACACCAACUGGACACAUCAUUUGGCUACAGAGAUAAAAAUAAUGAACAAGGUGAUAUGAUAUGAUACGAUAUGAUACGAUAUGAUACGAUACGAUACGAUACGAUACGAUACGAUAUGCCUGGUAGUCUUAAAAUUUGACAUUUAGAAUGUUUACAACCAGUCCCUCCCUCCCCCAUUUGGAAAAACAAGAAUUGUCAGUUGAUUGGUCUUGGUUCACUUUGGUAAGUCAAUGUAUAGGUUAUUGUGAAUUGUCCCUGGUGUCAAUGCUGUCGGUGUGACGCAGACUGAACAUACUGUAAGCCUAAAGUAGGCCUGAAGUAGCUAACGUGCAGACUUUAAAGUUGUUUUUUUUUUUAACAGCCAUCAUUUAACAAUGAGAUAGUUUGCUGCACCCAUGCGUGGCCCUGAUGUGCAACAGUAUGACCAGUCUGCCUCACAACAUCGUCUCUUAUGCGUGUGUUUUGGACUUUUGUUUGGUGGUUGCAUGAGCCGUGCAGAAAGUCAUUAUUACUCACUCAAUAUUUCACCGGUUAUUGUUCUAUUACUGCUUAUGUUACAGUGUUGUACAUAAUGAUCUACGGUGAUCCUCUUAACAUUAAUACUUAGAAGGGUAGAGGCCUAACGACGGUAAGAAGGGUAAAACGUAACAUUACAUAAAUGUGAUUGACUGCAGUACAGAAUGCGUGAUUGCACAACCCGGGCUACGCACUACCUCUGAAGAGGUCUCGACUCACAGGUUCAAAAACACUUGGACUGUUUGAACCAUGAGCUGUCCACUGUGUACAGUAUUUAUUAGAACAUGUGGACUGUUGGUCAGGUUGACCCGAUAUGCAAUGUUACAUAUAUUUUUAGUAAAAUUAGCCAAUACUGGAAACUGCUGUAUUGUAGAAUUUGCACAAAAUUGUGAAUGUUCUUUUGAAUGUUUUUCUUUUUCCAAUUAGUUCUCCAAACCUUUGCAUUUAUCCAGGUCUACCGCACUCGGUCUAUGUUUUUUUUCUGAAUUGAGCCUUUGAAAAUUAUUUAAAAUGUUGAAUUGAUUCAAUUUGUUUGAAAACGUGUGAAGUUUUAAGUAGGCGUAAGUUAGACGUAUGUUAACUGAAUACUGUUAUUAUUUGGCCUGGUUUCUGUGUGCAUGACAAUAACACCACUAUCUUACUAUUUCUCUAGCAUGAUUUCAUUUUUUCGUCUUCUCCACUGUUCAGGUCUUGUUGAAUUCUUAAUGCAAUAAAAACUGUUUUAAGACUCU
Molecule: messenger RNA, 7578 nt
Organism: Mugil cephalus (flathead mullet)
Lineage: Eukaryota; Metazoa; Chordata; Actinopteri; Mugiliformes; Mugilidae
Product: inactive N-acetylated-alpha-linked acidic dipeptidase-like protein 2
Exons: 15
Coding region: 1-2367 (788 amino acids)
Source: RefSeq, a predicted model, not a curated record